Messenger RNA from Penicillium riverlandense, 1539 nucleotides. Its product is annotated as cytochrome P450. Bases 1 to 1539 code for a protein of 512 amino acids. Gene Ontology annotation, molecular function: oxidoreductase activity, acting on paired donors, with incorporation or reduction of molecular oxygen; monooxygenase activity; heme binding. NCBI's taxonomy places the organism in Eukaryota, Fungi, Ascomycota, Eurotiomycetes, Eurotiales, Aspergillaceae. The record is from RefSeq and is a predicted model, not a curated record. The transcript is spliced from 2 exons.
AUGCACUUACCAGACCAAUGGCCGCUCUCUGGGGUCACCACCUCAUGGGCCGCGGCCCUCAUGGUGGUGAUUAUCUCGAGCUUCUACCUGUCUUCAGCAAAGCUGCACCCCCAAGAGCCGCCCGUCAUUACCAGUGUGGUACCCUUCGUGGGCCACUUGCUCGGCAUGAUCGUCAAUGGCGGGCGCUACAUCAAGUCCAUAGGGAUCACCAAUCGCGACAAGCCCAUAUUCACUCUUCCCAUGCCCCGGUCGCGCAUCUACGUCGUCACGGACCCGGUCCUGGCGGCCGCUGUCCAACGCGCCUCACGCGCCUUAUCCUUCACACCUCUCGUGCCAGAUAUCACCAAGCGCGUGCUGGGGCUUGACGAUGCCACCGUGGCCGCCGUCCGCCAGAACCUGGAUCCCGAACCUGGCGACGACCGGCGUGGCUUCCUGGCCGACAUGCACGACAUGAUGUACCGCCACCUCGGACCCGGCGAGGCGCUCGAAAGCCUGAGCUCCGGCGCCGCUACGGAAUUGAGCCGCCAGAUCAACACCUACGUCGCGGACCUGCAGCACCGACAGCCAGGCGGAGUACCGGCUGUCAAGGUUGACUUGCUCGAGUGGGUGCGCCACUUUGUAACGGUCGGUACGGCGCAGUUUCUCUACGGGCCAAACAACCCCAUCGCCGUACACCCAGAGCUAGAGCAGGCCUUCUGGGACUUUGAUCACGGUCUCGGCCUCCUGCUGAUGGGCCUCGCGCCUUCCAUCACUGCGCGCAAGCCGUACCGCGGGCGGGAGGCCCUGGCGUCCGCCUUCACCGAGUAUAUCACCGCUGGCUAUGAGCGUGAGGCGGCGGCGAUCGUGCGCAAGCGUGUCGCCAUUGCAGAAGAGUACGGAUGGCCAGCCUCCAGCACCGCGCGCUCGGAGCUGUCCUUCCUGUUCGCGGGUAUCGUCAACACUGCUACGACGACCUUCUGGGUAGUGCUGCAGAUCUUCGCGCGGCCGGAGCUGUUGGCCGCCGUGCGUAGCGAGCUGUCCAAGUUCGCGGGUAAGGGUGAGGGCGAGCGAACGCUAAGCAUGGACGGUGUGAAGAACGAGUGCCCCAUUCUACAGGCCGUAUUCCGCGAGUGUUUGCGGCUGGGCUCGAACAACUUCUCAACGCGCCUCGUGAAGACCGAUACACUGUUGGUGGAGCGGUAUCUCCUCAAGGCAAACUCAGUGGUCCAGGUCGCAGGCGGCGUGAUCCAUGCCGACAAGCAGAUCUGGGGCGACGACGUGGACGUCUUCAACCCGGGCCGUUUCCUCAAGCCGCAGCAAGGCGGGUCGGCAAGGCCGAGCGUCCACCCGGCGGCAUUCCGGUCGUUUGGAGGCGGCAAGACUCUCUGCCCUGGGCGGCAUUUUGCCACGAUCGAGAUCCUCUCUCUCGUGGCGAUGAUUGUCCUGACGUUUGACUUGGAAGCCGUCGGUGGGGGGAGAUCGUUGUGCCUGCUCCGGACGAUGGUGUACUGCCUGUACACAUUCUCGAGCCCAAGGCGUCUGAUGCCGUCAAGGUCGUGA